This is a messenger RNA of Adineta steineri, 327 nucleotides long. NCBI's taxonomy places the organism in Eukaryota, Metazoa, Rotifera, Eurotatoria, Adinetida, Adinetidae. The record is from the annotation of a GenBank genome assembly.
AUGAGUUUACAAGCACAGUUCUAUGAAGCACAACGUCGUCAACAUUUUGUUGAUCAUCGUCAAUCACUUGGAGUUGCUCGACAAGUUCAACAAUCAAAAUAUCAAUCUCGUUAUAUUCCUGUAGGUGUACUUCGUGAAGAUGAUAUGUUUGUACCAUGGACAUAUAAUCCUUUACGUCGUACACAAUCAUCUGCAAAUGCACAAACUUGGUCUCAAAAAGAACAAGAUCCUCGUCCACCACCACCAGUACCAGAAAAAGAACGAUAUGUUCAUUAUGGAAAACUUCAAAAGCGUUAUACUUCAACUGAUUAUAUUCAACAACGAUAA